CUCUCUCCCCGUUCCGGCCCCGCUCCGGUGCCGCUGGCCAUGGGGGCCGGGUUCGGCGCGGGGCUGGGGCUGGCCCUGGCCUCCAGCGCUUUCAUCGGUGGCAGCUUCGUCCUGAAGAAGAAGGGGCUGCUCCGGCUGUGCGGCCGCGGCCGGGCAGGGCAAGGAGGGCACGCGUACCUGCGAGAGUGGCUUUGGUGGGCAGGGCUGCUGUGCAUGGGAGUUGGAGAAGCUGCAAAUUUUGCCGCUUAUGCCUUUGCCCCUGCAACACUGGUAACUCCACUGGGUGCUCUGAGUGUCCUUGUUAGUGCAGUUCUAUCUUCCAUCUUCCUGAAUGAGCAGCUGAAUGUUCAUGGGAAGAUUGGCUGCAUCCUGAGUAUCCUGGGCUCCACUGUGAUGGUGAUCCAUGCUCCACAGGAAGAAGAGGUUUCCAGCCUGGAGUCAAUGGCAGAGAAGCUGAAAGAUCCAGGAUUCCUUGUAUUUGCUGCGUGUGUCCUGGUGAGCUCCCUUCUGCUCAUCUUUGUGGCUGGACCCCGUUAUGGACAGAGCAACGUCCUGGUUUAUGUUUUGGUCUGCUCUGCCAUCGGCUCACUGUCCGUAUCCUGCGUCAAAGGCCUGGGGAUUGCCCUGAAAGAAUUGUUCUCUGGGAAGCCAGUCCUGAAGGAACCCCUGGGCUGGGUGCUCCUGGUGUGCCUGGUGAUCUGCAUCAGCAUCCAGAUCAACUAUCUGAACAAAGCCCUGGACAUUUUCAACACCUCUGUGGUCACACCCAUUUACUACGUGCUGUUCACCACAGCAGUCAUGACGUGCUCAGCCAUCCUCUUCAAGGAGUGGCAGCACCUGGUGCUGGAAAAAAUCAUCGGCUCCAUCAGCGGCUUCCUCACCAUCGUGUCUGGCAUCUUCCUCCUGCACGCCUUCAGGGACAUGCCCUUCACCCCCAGCCUCCUGCCCCUCUUCCUGCAGCCAGCCAGGGCAGACCCUCACCCGCCCUGGAGCAGUGCAGACAGACAUCAGUCCUGUCAGCACCAGCCUCUGCUGCCCUUGGAGGACAAGGGCUCUCAGAGUGCAGAGGAGGAGGAAGAGAAGUGAAAGCAGGUGAGGAAGCAUCUGAACUGCUGGCUUCCUGCUCCCACUGCCAAGGCUGAAGGUGCUGCUGCAGGAGCAGGCGCUGUGAGUUACCCUCUGCCUGCCCCAGGCACCACCACACUGACAGAAGGCUGACAGGGCCAGCAGCCUCCUGUGGUACAGACAGGAGCCCUGAGAACUGCCCCAUUCCUGGCAUCCUGUGCUUCUUCACUCUUCUUUUGUGAAGAAUUAAUUUGCCCUCAUCAGGACUCAGAGCUCAGCUGUGCAGAGAGAAGCCUGCAGCACUAACACAGUGCUAACCCUGACUCCGUGGCAGAUCACACAUCUGGGGAGGCUCACACUGUUUUUUAAACCCAGAAUUAACAGUUACAGAAUGAUCUAACAUGGUGCUAAGGUGGCACAGAGAGAAGAUGGAUGUCUGGCUUUGAAGGUGACAUUCAGAGAGUAUUAAUGCAAAAAUUCCUCUGUCAAGUACUUGGUUUUGCUCACUCUGCUAGAAUUUAUUUACAGAUUCACAUCCAAAAACAGAAUACAGCCCAAACUGGGAAACUUCAGCGGUGCUGCCACAAGCUGCUGUGGCUCUUACAGAGGGACCAACCUCUUUGUGCAAUGUCUGCUGUGCAGGUUGAUGAAGCUUCCUGUGUUCUCUUAAAAACUGAUCUGUUCAGUUACCAA
This is a messenger RNA of Haemorhous mexicanus (house finch), 1758 nucleotides long. Its product is annotated as magnesium transporter NIPA2-like. Bases 40 to 1086 code for a protein of 348 amino acids. Lineage: Eukaryota; Metazoa; Chordata; Aves; Passeriformes; Fringillidae. The record is from RefSeq and is a predicted model, not a curated record. The transcript has 5 exons. Gene Ontology annotation, molecular function: magnesium ion transmembrane transporter activity. Gene Ontology annotation, cellular component: membrane. Gene Ontology annotation, biological process: magnesium ion transport.